Fusarium pseudograminearum CS3096 is the source of this 963-nucleotide messenger RNA. RefSeq lists its product as uncharacterized. Gene Ontology annotation, molecular function: mismatch base pair DNA N-glycosylase activity. NCBI's taxonomy places the organism in Eukaryota, Fungi, Ascomycota, Sordariomycetes, Hypocreales, Nectriaceae. The transcript has a single exon. Gene Ontology annotation, biological process: base-excision repair, AP site formation. Bases 1 to 963 code for a protein of 320 amino acids. The record is from RefSeq and is a predicted model, not a curated record.
AUGACAAAAGGCAAAAUUGUACAAGAGGCCCGCAUACAAGAAGACGUUGCCGAUGAAGAAAUAAAUGAUGGAUAUGAUGUCCCAAGCUCACCCCCUCAACCAGCUACCUUUAAAGGGCGUCUUCAAAUGAGUGACUUCAUGUUCAAGUCAACUGAGCCUACACCCAAGGGAGAAACGUCCCCUAUUCGAAGAUCAUCAAGAUUAAACCCAUCAACAUCUUCCGCCACAAUAGCACCCGCACCAGUCACCACAGCCAAAAGGACGAAAAAGAGGCAAGCGGAAGAUAAUGAGAAUGACGUUACACCAACGAAGAAACGAGCACGCCCUAGUUCGGGAUACGCGCCACCGUCAACAUACGCCCAUCUCCCCGGUCUGCCAGAUGCUAUUGCUGACAACCUUCUCGUUCUGUUCAUCGGUCUAAACCCAGGAAUACAAACAGCAAGAACUGGACAUGCCUAUGCUCAUCCAUCAAAUCUGUUUUGGAAACUUCUCUUCUCAAGUGGUCUCACUCCACGUCUCUGUAGCCCGACAGAGGACCGUCAGCUCCCCGAGAUGUACUCAAUGGGGUUUACCAACAUUGUUGCUCGACCAAGCCGCAACGGAUCUGAGCUUAGCAAGCAGGAGAUGGACGAAGGCGUUGAGAUUCUUCACGAAAAAUGUCGCAAGUACCGCCCUGAGUCUGUAUGUGUUGUUGGUAAAAGUAUAUGGGAGAGUAUUUGGCGCGUGAGACACGGCAAACCUGUUGGAAAAGCUUUCAAGUAUGGUUGGCAGGAUGAGUCUGAGAACAUGGGUGUUAUUGAGGGUGAAUGGGAGGGAUCUAAAGUGUUUGUAUCAAGCAGCACAAGUGGUCUUGCUGCUACGUUAUCGCCAGCUGAGAAAGAACGGAUAUGGGCAGAAAUUGGAACAUGGGCCAAGAAACGAAGGGUAGAAAGGGAGCUCGAGAAGGAAGGGAAUAGUUCAUAG